Molecule: messenger RNA, 2040 nt
Organism: Seminavis robusta
Lineage: Eukaryota; Bacillariophyta; Bacillariophyceae; Naviculales; Naviculaceae
Source: the annotation of a GenBank genome assembly
UCAGUCAGGGUGACGUGGCGAGGAAAUCGAUGAGGUGAAAGAAGAAAAUCCUGUCAGGAUGUCAAAAGUGAAGAAGAGCGCCCUCGAUGCUACCGCUAUGGGUAUCAUUUCGUCUUGUCAGACCAACCAUAUUUGUUCUACAGGAGCUCCUGUCAUCGCCAUGAGAAGGAGUUGGAAGCCAAGGAUGUUGCCUCUCUUGAUUGCUUGCCUGCCUCUGGCCAAUGCCUUUGUGACACAACCUGUACUCCAAAAAUCGUCCACUGGAACACGCCCACAAAUACCGACAACAUUGCGAGGCAUUGACGCUGAUGAAUGGGAGUCCGACUUUGAUGACUUUGCCGACAGCAAUGACGAUGUCUUGAAACUUUCCGAUGUUCUCCAGUCCAGAGGAGCCGACGAUUUGUCAGCGUGUCGGUCCAGGCAGCUCUCACUUGGCAGAGACUUUGUGCUUUCUGACUUUGUGGGUAACAUGGGCUUUGAUGAAGUGACAGAUUGGGAGUACUACUACGAAAAUGAAGACGACGAGACCGACCGAAAAGUGGUCCAACCCAAUCCCUUUGAUUCCGCCACUCCAAGGAGAACUCGAUCCAGCAGUGGGUCUGUGAUCCGCCUCUUUCGAGGAGAGCUGGUAGGACCCCUCGGAGGCAGCCUGUCAGCACAAGGAUACGAUCGAAGAGUCUUGAUUAAAGAAUUCUCUGGUGACAUGGCCAUGGAACUGGCUCGAAACGAACUAUUUGCCAUUGCCAAACUACAAUCCAACCUCUUGCGAAACGAACAAAGUGCUCAAGACGGAGAUUGGUACCGAGCGGCGUCGUCUCGAUCGGUCAUGGAACGACAAGACAACAACAAUGUGGCACGCCUAAUGCAUCUCCUCCGAGACAGUCCGUUUGUGGGUAUUCUGGGAGAAUGCAAUCUGGCAGAAAUUGACGACAUGGAUCCCAAUGAAUUCUACAGAGCCAUGAGUGUCAAACCACCCAAACCCAGCGCCAUUUGGAUCAUUUACGAAUAUCCCGGUAUGGCCAGUGUGGCCAACUAUGCCCAACCUGCUGAAUUGAGACGACAAGCCAUUCCUCCCAAAAAGGGUUUCUUUGGAGCCGUCGACCCCCCGCCGUUGCCAAAAUUUGAACAACGCGCCAACUACGUCGUCAAGGGCAUUCUCAAGGGGGCACUGGAAGCCAUGGCACUGCAACACGAUGUCGGAUUGGUGCAUCGGAGUAUCGGGCGAAGCAGUAUCUUGCUGUCUUCGAAAGCCAUGGACAAACGGGAAGCGUCCUCACCCUACACGACAUUCUUGUCACAGCUGCACAUCAAAAUGGCCGAUUUUGGAUUCGCGGGAUUGUUGGAAGCGUCCGCUGACGAUCCCGAGUUUUGUACCCGCGCACGAACAUUUGGCUUGUCCUUUGCCAAGGGGGAACGAUCAAUUGCCGUCGCCAACUUUGCCAUUGCCGAAGACAUGCAUGCUUUGGGAUUUGUGGCGGUGGGAUUGCUCUUGUCGUCGCUUGCCGAAAUCAAGAGUGUCAAUGAUCCGGUCCCGGCGACGGACGAAGAUACACUCCAACGAUUGCUGGGAGAUAUUUUUGACAAGGAUAUUGCCCAAUUCCGAGAAUACGUCGAAGCCGAGGAAGUCUGGGCCAAUCUGGUGGAACUGCUAGACAGAAAUGACAGUGCGGGUUGGAAAGUCCUGGAGACUCUAUUCAUGGCCAGGGAGCGCGCAGCCAAGUUCAAAGACAGCGAGCUGAUUCUGACAGCGAGGGGGUUACUGUCCAGUCCGUUCUUUGAAUGAACGACCACACGGAAGCAUACAGUGCAGUUCGUACUUCGAAUCAUCACGCCAGCGCGCAAAUGGAGAUCAAAAUCAACAAAUUCGACUGUGGAUUCAGCCUGAACCUGGAUGAUUGACCAAGUAACAGAGCAGCCAGUGCCUCUCAACUCGACUCGACUCUAAUGCUUAGCUAGCCGAACUCGGUUCAUUCGUUUGGACAAAGAACAGGGCUCGUGAUGUAUGUGUGUACACUUAUAGCUGCCUAUUGAGCAUUCCUG